AUGGCUAUAGCUAUAUCAUGUUGUGGUUUUCAUAACAGUGGGAUAUUAGUCAACCCUCAAGAUAUAGCUCCUAAACACGCUGGCUCCGUCUUCGGUAUAAUGAAUAUGGCUGGAGCUAUCCCAGGUUUUGUAGGGGUAUAUAUCGCAGGACAUAUUUUAGAAGCCACAAAAAGUUGGAGUGCCGUGUUUAACCAAACAGCAGGAGGGUGUAGUAUAUUAUGGAUGUUGGGGUUGAGAUAUUUCUUAAUUAAAAAACAUCGUCUGAAUAAUAUUAACGUGAGAUUAGACGAGGGACCGAACCCAAAUAAAAUACGAGGUCAACCAGCUGUACCCUGGGUCACACUCUUCACUAAACCAGCUUUCUGGUCAUUAAUAGUUGGUCAUUUUUGUGAAAAUAACGCUUUUUAUAUUUUAUUGUCAUGGUUACCAACAUAUUUUCAUGAAAAUUUUCCCCAUGCCAAG
Molecule: messenger RNA, 462 nt
Organism: Lottia gigantea (owl limpet)
Lineage: Eukaryota; Metazoa; Mollusca; Gastropoda; Lottiidae
Exons: 5
Biological process (GO): transmembrane transport
Molecular function (GO): transmembrane transporter activity
Source: RefSeq, a predicted model, not a curated record